UUUGAAUUACGUUGAUUAAAUAUCGUUCAUUGUCAAAAAUUAUAACGUUUUUAGAAAGAUAAUUGAUUCACUAUCAAACGUGCAAUAAUACUAUUUCUUAUUGUUUCUUACCCUCGGCACGCACACGAUCUAAAAUGAAUAUAGCCCGUUUUUUAUGCAUUGCCACAUAAUAGUUUAUCAAUUUUCUUCUUACCCUCCAUGAAAAAAUAGGUAAAUAUGUAUAGUUCUCGCUAGAAAUCAGAAAUAAAGAAUGCCAAAAAUAAGCUAUAUUAACAUCACUUGAAAUUCGUAGGUUGAAAUUAAGCCAAGUCGUACUUAAAUCUUUCAAGAUAUUUUAGCAAGUAAUUGAUGAUUGUCUUUUUUACGAAUAAUGAACUCAGUGCAACAAAAAAAAAAUAAUUAAAAAAAUCAAUUGUAGCAAAUUCAUAAUUUCUUCAGCAUCAAAAGUAAUCAUACCAUUUUUAUAUUGUAAUAUAAAUAAUCUGGCUUAUCUAAAAUUAAGAUUUUCACGCCCCUUUCAAUGUUCAUCAAUAUUGCAAAAUCUUCAUCAUUCAUUAUUAAUUAGAAAUUCUAUGCCUGGAAGUAUUCUGUUGUUGUUUUUCUCUUAUUUUUUUUUGAAAUGCAAAGACGCCAGACAGUAUGAUUAUGUUUAAUAAUUGCAAUUUUAUAUUUUUAUUACCCUCACAGAUAAAAACAAUCUUCAACUUUGGUGUAAAUUUGUACUCUCGAGGUUUUGCUUAUGGGAAUUUAACAUGAUCUAUGAGUUGCGAGUACAAAUUUACACCCAACUUGAGGCCCUUUUUCAACACCGUCGUAAAAUUCCUUUCUUGAAUACCCAAUGACACUGAAUAUUUCACUAGGCAUAGAAUCAUAUUUUAAGUACUCUCACUCUCUCUCUCUCUCUCUUUGAAUCCUUUGAGUCCUUGUCUUAUCAAUAAAAUUCAAUCUCUCUCACACACAAACACGCGCGCAUAUGUAAUAUAUAUGAAGUAAUAUAUUAUAAAGUAAAUGUUAUUCUGGCUAUUUAACUAUUUCCGUAUCAAGUAAUCCUGUCAGAUGUUAUCUAUCGGCAUCUGACUAAAUAAAUUAUAACUAAUGCAUGUAAAAGAAUCUCUCACAAAUAGUACCAAUCAAGUACUGUAUGUUAAUAUCUGAAAUCUUUAUCUCAUUAUGUCUUCACCAAAACAUUUCUACACUGUGAUUGAAUCAUUAAUUUAACUCCACGUUUUAAUAUAAUGAAAUUUGUCCAAAAAUAAAAAUCAAUCUCAUACUGUACAUCAUAUGUGAGUUUUAUAUUUGAAAGUUACUUGCUUCGGUAACUGACUUAAUUAUUCAGUUACAAUGGGUAAAGUAAUGCAAUUGAUGAAUAAUUCAACAACUGAAGAACAUUUAUUUCUAAAUUACUUAUUUUUAAUAAAAUAAAAGUUUCAGCCAGAUACUAAAAUGUCUGGUGAUACCUUUAUAAGAACAGCUAUUAUCCCAGUAGCGAGAUACCUAUUAUAUGUAUAUUAUUUUAUAUCCACACACAUAUCUAUGUAUAAUUUCGGAAAAUCACACAUGUAAAAGGAAACAAUAAGAAAGACAAACGUAGGAUGAUCUACAAAUAUAAGUUGUUUUUUAUUUUCUAUUUUGACUGUUUUCACAAGAAAUACUUGGAGCAGCCUACUUUACAAAUUUUAGUUUUUCUUAAAAUUUCAUGUUAUAAUAUUGUGUCCAAAAUGACUACCAGCUGCAACUGCCGUGAUGCUCAAAUUGUCGAAGGAAUAUUUGGUGAAAUUUACCCAGGGUCCUUUCAGUCGGCGUCAGGGGAUGCCGAGUAUGGUUCAAUAAGUAAAGAUUUUGGAAGUUUAGCACCAGUAAAAAUCAAGUCGUACACAUUGACCAAUAAUAAUCGCAUGCAGGUUGUCCUCAUUACUUGGGGAGCUACAAUUGUGUCGCUGAAGUGUCCAGACAAGUUUGGAUCAUCAGCGGACAUAGUGAUGGGCUUUGAUGAUUUGGACAGCUAUAUAGAUCCUAAUUUAAAUCCAUUUUUUGGAUCUGUGCUUGGUAGAUGUGCCAAUCGUAUAAAAGAUGGUAUGUUUUCCAUCAAGGAAGGAGAUUUUCAGUUAUCAAAGAAUGAUAACAAUGUACAUCAUUUGCACGGAGGGCUAAAUGGGUUUGGUCGACAAGUAUGGGAUGGACAUAUUGAUGGUUGUACUGUUGUAAUGACCUACCUCAGUAAAGAUGGAGAGGAGGGCUAUCCAGGGGAUGUUCUCGCAACAGUACGGUUCAAGCUGACACCUGACAAUAAAUUGGAAAUUAGUAUGCGGGCUACCACGUCCAAGUCUACAAUCGUCAAUAUGUCACAUGGAUCCUACUUCAACUUGGCCGGACAUGCUGCUGGUGCCGAGGAGUUGAACAAGCACAGAAUAUCCCUAAAUUGCGAUCGAUGGACUUUUGCUGAUUAUACAGACCCAGUCCCAACAGGUGCUAUACGCGGAGUAGGUGGGACUGUGAUGGACCUCAGAAUCCCACAAAUUUUAGGAGACUGUCUGAGCAAGGUACCACCUGGAGACGGUUACGAUCAUAACUUUUGUGUAUUGCGAAGCUGGCAACCUGGAGCUUUAUUUGUUGCACGGGCUCUCCACCCACAAUCUGGGAGAAUACUGGAAGUAUACUCCGAUCAGCCUGGGGUACAGUUUUAUACCGGAGGCCGCCUGCCACCUCAAGCGCCACCCGAUGACCAAUUUUCAUACGACAUUUGCCCGCAAAAACAGGAACAGAUUGAGAAAUCUGUGGAAGCAGAGGAACUAGGGGAUCGUUAUGAUGAAAUCAUUGGAGAGGGAGAGGAAAAUGAGGAUGAAGAGACAUUCAAAGAUUAUGAAUCCCAACCACCUCCAAUACUUGAGUUUAUUCCUGGAAAAGAACGUGCUGAGUAUAGAAAGCAUGGGGCAUUUUGCAUACAGCCGCAAAACUAUCCCAACGCUAUAAACCAUAAACACUUUCCAUGUUCAAUUCUUCGCCCAGGCCAAGUAUACUAUCAUGAUUUAAUUUACAAAUUUGGAGUUCAACUGGGAAACUACAUGUAAAUAGAAGCAGGUAAUGUAUACAACAAAGAAGUUUAAGAUCAAACAAAAAUUGUUACUAUUUGCCAGCAGAUAUCUCUAUAUCUGUGGAAUGAAACAUUUAUUCUAAUUGGUACAAACUCGACAUAUCAAUGGUAUAAUAGGUCAUUAUAACAGGAAAUUAAUCCUAUACAAUUGUCAACAUUAUAUGUACGUCAAUUAAUGACUACUAUCUUUUAGAAUUACUAGUGUGACUGUUAUAUAACUAUACAUAUGUACAAGUUCGGUCUAAUUUACCGUGAUGAAAGAUACUACAGGAAUGAAUAUUAUUUAUAAUAGUAACGGUUCUUUGCGAUAGGC
Molecule: messenger RNA, 3404 nt
Organism: Diprion similis
Lineage: Eukaryota; Metazoa; Arthropoda; Insecta; Hymenoptera; Diprionidae
Product: galactose mutarotase-like
Exons: 9
Coding region: 1593-3068 (491 amino acids)
Biological process (GO): beta-D-galactose catabolic process via UDP-galactose, Leloir pathway; glucose metabolic process
Molecular function (GO): aldose 1-epimerase activity; carbohydrate binding
Source: RefSeq, a predicted model, not a curated record